This is a messenger RNA of Fraxinus pennsylvanica, 1029 nucleotides long. Lineage: Eukaryota; Viridiplantae; Streptophyta; Magnoliopsida; Lamiales; Oleaceae. The record is from the annotation of a GenBank genome assembly.
AUGGCUAGCUCAUUACAAGCAGCUGCCACUCUGAUGCAACCAACCAAGAUUGGUGUCUCAGCCAGAAACAGUUUGCAGUUCAGGUCUGUUCAAAGUCUCGGCAAGGCCUUCGGAGUCGAGCCGGCUGGAUCGAGGGUCACCUGCUCUCUUCAAGCUGAUCUAAAGGACUUGGCUCAAAAGUGCAGUGAUGCUGCCAAGGUUGCUGGUUUUGCUCUUGCCACUUCUGCACUCGUCGUCUCGGGAGCAAAUGCUGAAGGAGUUCCAAAACGUCUAACCUACGAUGAAAUUCAGAGCAAGACAUAUCUGGAAGUAAAGGGAACAGGCACUGCUAACCAAUGCCCAACCAUUGAAGGCGGCGUUGACGGCUUUGCCUUCAAGGAAGGCAAAUACAAUGCCAAGAAAUUCUGCCUGGAACCCACAUCCUUCACUGUGAAGGCAGAGGGUGUGAACAAGAACUCACCCCCUGAGUUUCAGAAGACAAAGCUUAUGACCCGUUUAACCUACACCCUCGACGAGAUUGAGGGACCUUUUGUGGUAUCUCCUGAUGGCUCUGUCAAGUUUGAGGAGAAGGAUGGAAUUGAUUAUGCUGCCGUUACAGUGCAGCUUCCAGGUGGUGAGCGUGUGCCCUUCCUCUUCACCGUCAAACAGCUUGUAGCAUCUGGCAAACCAGAUAGCUUCAGUGGCGAGUUCCUUGUGCCAUCAUACAGGGGUUCAUCCUUCCUCGACCCAAAGGGAAGGGGUGGAUCUACUGGUUAUGACAAUGCAGUUGCAUUGCCAGCUGGUGGAAGAGGAGACGAGGAAGAACUUGAGAAAGAAAACAUAAAGAAUGUUUCAUCUUCAACAGGAAAGAUCACCUUGAGUGUUACCAAAAGCAAGCCUGAGAGUGGUGAGGUGGUUGGAGUAUUUGAAAGCAUUCAGCCAUCUGAUACUGAUUUGGGAUCAAAAGCCCCCAAGGAAGUGAAAAUUCAAGGAUUCUGCAUUUACAACCAUCAGGGAAAGGUGCUCGGCAUUUGCAGGCUUCACCAAUGA